GAUGGUGCGGCUACACUUGUGUGCGAUACACAGGUGAACUCGGCCGGCAUACAAGCGCUGAGUCAGUCCGCCUGGCCUGCCGUAAUCGCAAAAUGGGUUAUGUUCGAGCACAAGGUCUUCGCUUGAUGAUGACCUGGGCGCUUGGGGGACGAAUAGACAUGAGCCUAUCCAGCCGGGGAAUGGCUCGCUCGCCGCCAUGUGGGGCCACCGCGUCUGACGCAAAGGUGCCACCGAGUCCACGUCCGUCCGGCGUGGCAGGCCUUCCUCCUCAUUCCCAAAUUCUCCUCCAGCCGAGCGAGCGACAGCCUCGACAGCUAUGGAGGGGCACCACUACAACAAACCGCCCAGCAGCGACACAGACGACAACCAGAGCGUCGGCGAUGUCGUGCCCGAGAUGGCGCCGCACGUCGCCACCUACCGCCUGCCCCGCUUCAGCUCGCGCCGCCUCAGUUCCAGCAGCUCCAUGGGCGACUACGACCGCCUGCCGCGCACCAAGAGCAUGUUCCCGGAGCCGCAGCAGCUCACCAAGGACGACCUCACCAGCGCCGACGCGCUCAUGGCCGACGGCGUUUUCACCAUGAACUCCACACUCUCCGCCGUCAUCGAGAACGCGCUGGGCCACCCGAUCCCGGGCCUCGAAGUCCGCUUCCGCAACCUCGAGCUGUCGGCCGAGGUGCCGCAGAUCAAGGGCGGCGAGCUCGAAGUGCCGACGCUCGUCAACCAGGUGCAGCAAGGGCUCAGCAACCUCUGCUGCAGCUCCAACAACAUGACGGUGCAGAAGCAGAUCCUGCGCGGCGUCAGCGGCGUGUUCCGCCCCGGCCGCAUCACGCUCGUGCUGGGCCAGCCCGGCUCGGGCAAGUCCUCGCUCAUGAAGGUGCUGGGCAACCGCUUCCACAUGGACACCAACAUCUCGCUCGGCGGCGACAUCAGCUACAACGGCAAGGACCGCAGCGAGCUCCUCGACGUGCUGCCACGCUACGUGGCGUACGCCAACCAGAUCGACGACCACUACCCGCGCAUGACGGUGCAGGAGACGUUCGAGUUCGCGCACCGCUGCUGCGCCGGCACGGAGAUGGAGCCCUGGGCCAUGGAGGCCAUCAAGAACUGCUCGCCCGAGCACCACGCGCACGCCGUCGAGGUGCUGAACGCGCACCACAAAUUCGCCCCGGACCUGACGGUCAAGAAGCUCGGACUGGACAACUGCAAGGACACGGUCGUGGGCAACGCCAUGCUCCGAGGCGUGUCCGGCGGCGAGCGCAAGCGCGUCACGACGGGCGAGAUGAUGUUCGGCAUGAAGCGUCUGCAGCUGCUGGACGAGAUCAGCACGGGCCUCGACAGCGCCGCCACCUACGACAUCUGCAAGUCCAUGAAGAGCGCGGCGCGCAACUUCAACGCCACCGUCGUGAUCUCGCUGCUGCAGCCGUCGCCCGAAGUCUUCGAGCUGUUCGACGACGUGCUGCUCAUGAACGAGGGCAGCGUCAUGUUCCACGGCAAGCGCGAGGACGCCGUGCCCUACUUCGAGCAAAUGGGCUUCCACUGCCCGCCCCGCAAGGACGUGGCCGACUUCCUGCUGGACCUCGGCACCAACAAGCAGGACGCGUACAUCGUCGGAGGAUCCAACAGCGUGCCGUACCAGUCGGACGAGUUCGCGGCGCGCUUCAAGGACUCGAGCAUCUUCCACUCCACGCUCAAGUUGCUCGACGCGCCCGUGCAGGAGUCGAUGGUGUUCGCGGACCUCAAGCCGUUCCGCCAGACGUUCGCCGAGGACCUGUCGACGCUGUUCGCUCGCGAGGUGACGCUCACGCUGCGUGACACGACGUACCUCAUGGGCCGCGCCGUCAUGAUCAUCGUCAUGGGUCUGCUGUACGGCUCGACGUUCUGGCAGAUGGACGACUCCAACAGCCAGCUCAUCCUGGGUCUGCUGUUCUCGUGCGCCAUGUUCCUGUCCAUGAGCCAAGCCUCGCAGGUGUCGACGUACAUCGAGGCCCGGUCGGUGUUCUACAAGCAGCGCGGCGCCAACUUCUUCCGCUCGAGCGCGUACGUGCUGGCCACGUCCAUCUCGCAGAUCCCGCUGGGUGUGCUGGAGACGAUCAUCUUCGGCGCCAUCACGUACUGGUUCGGCGGCUACGUGGACGACGUGGGCCGGUUCAUCCAGUUCCUGGCCACGCUGUUCCUGUGCCAGAUGUGGUUCACGAGCUUCUUCUUCUUCCUCUCGGCCGCGUCGCCCAACCUGACCAUCGCGCAGCCGCUCAUGAUGGUGGCCGUGCUCUUCUUCAUGCUGUUCGGUGGCUUCCUCAUCUCCAAGGGCGACAUUCCGGACUAUUUGAUAUGGAUCUAUUGGCUGGAUCCGCUCGCGUGGUGCACCCGGUCGCUGAGCAUCAACCAGUACCUGGCCUCCAAGUUCGACGUCUGCGUCUACCAGGGCAUCGACUACUGCUCGCAGUACAACCUGACCAUGGGCAAGUACAGCCUCGGCGUCUUCGACCUGCAGACCGACUCCGUGUGGAUCUGGUACGGCUGGAUCUACUUCAUCGCGGGCUACUUCGUCUUCAUCUUCGCCUCGUACUUCAUGCUCGAGUACAAGCGCUACGAGAGCCCCGAGAACGUGGCCAUCGUCCAGCAGGACGAGCAGGCCGCCCGUGACCAAAUGGUCUACAACCAGAUGCCGACGACCCCGAAGGAGCAGCACAACGCAAUUGAGGUCAACGAUGCCAUCGGCGGCGUCCCCACCAUCAGCAUCCCGAUUGAGCCCACGGGCCGUGGUGUCGCCGUGCCCGUGACGCUGGCCUUCCACGACCUAUGGUACUCGGUACCGCUGCCCGGCGGCGCCAACGACGAACAGAUCGACCUGCUCAAGGGCGUGUCCGGAUUCGCUCUACCCGGAACGAUGACCGCGCUCAUGGGCUCCUCCGGCGCUGGCAAGACCACGCUCAUGGACGUCAUCGCCGGACGCAAGACCGGCGGCAAGAUCCAAGGGAAGAUCCUGCUUAACGGCCACCCGGCCAACGACCUGGCCACCCGCCGAUGCACGGGCUACUGCGAGCAGAUGGACAUCCACUCGGACUCGGCCACGGUGCGCGAGGCGCUCAUCUUCUCGGCCAUGCUGCGCCAGGACGCCAACAUCUCGACGGCGCAGAAGAUGGAGUCGGUCGAGGAGUGCAUCGAGCUGCUGGAGCUCGGCCCCAUCGCCGACAAGAUCAUCCGCGGCUCGUCCACGGAGCAGAUGAAGCGCGUGACCAUCGGCGUGGAGCUGGCGGCGCAGCCCAGCAUCAUCUUCAUGGACGAACCGACGAGUGGCCUGGACGCGCGCUCGGCCAAGCUCAUCAUGAACGGCGUGCGCAAGAUCGCCGACUCGGGCCGCACCAUCGUGUGCACGAUCCACCAGCCGAGCACGGAGGUGUUCAACCUGUUCGAUUCGCUGUUGCUGCUGCGUCGCGGCGGUCGCAUGGUGUUCUUCGGCGAGCUGGGCGAGGACUCGAAGAACCUGAUCAGCUACUUCGAGGCCUUCCCUGGCGUGAACCCGAUCAAGCCCGGAUACAACCCGGCCACGUGGAUGCUCGAGUGUAUUGGUGCUGGUGUUGGAGGUGGCAAGGCUGCUGCGAACGCGGACCCGUCGCAGCCGACGGACUUUGCCGACCGCUUCUUGGUGAGCGACCAGAAGGUGCUGAUGGAGGAGGACUUGGACCAGGACGGCGUGCUGCGUCCUUCGCCGCACCUCCCCGAGCUCAAGUUUAUCAACAAGCGCGCCUCGAGCGGCUACGUCCAGUUCGAGCUGCUGUGCCGCCGCUUCUUCCGCAUGUACUGGCGCACGCCGACGUACAACCUCACGCGCUUGAUGAUCAGCGUGGUGCUGGCCUGCGUCUUCGCCAUCAUCUACCAGGGCACCGACUACAGCACGUACAGCGGAGCGAACGCCGGCAUCGGUCUCAUCUUCGUGAGCACCGUCUUCCUGGGCAUCAUCAGCUUCAACAGCGUCAUGCCCGUGGCCGCCGACGAGCGCACCGCUUUCUAUCGUGAGCGUGCUAGCCAGAGCUAUAAUGCGCUCUGGUACUUCGUUGCCGGCACGCUGGUGGAGAUCCCGUACAUCUUCUUCUCGAGCCUGCUGUUCAGCGUCAUCUUCUUCCCGAGCGUCGGCUUCACGGGUUACAUCACCUUCUUCUACUACUGGGUCGUGGUCUCCAUGAACGCGCUGGUGUUCGUGUACCUGGGCCAGCUGCUGGUGUACGCGCUGCCGAGUGUGGCGGUGGCCACGACGCUGGGCGCGCUUCUGAGCUCCAUCUUCAUGCUGUUCGCCGGCUUCAACCCGCCCACCGGCAGCAUCCCGACCGGGUACAUGUGGGUCCACUGGAUCUCGCCGCCGACGUACAGCAUCGCCAUCCUGGUGUCGCUCGUGCUGGGCGAUUGCUCGGGCGACAAGGUGGGCUGCGACGUGCUGCAGGACGCGCCGCCCACGAUCGGGGACAUGACGCUCAAGGAGUACGUGGAGGAGACGUUCGACAUGAAGCACGGCGACAUUUGGCGAAACGCCAUGAUCUUGAUCAUCCUCAUCGUGGUCUUCCGCGUGCUGGCGCUGAUCUCCCUCCGCUACAUCAGCCACCUCAAGCGUUAA
Phytophthora sojae is the source of this 4609-nucleotide messenger RNA. RefSeq names its product pleiotropic drug resistance protein ABC superfamily. NCBI's taxonomy places the organism in Eukaryota, Oomycota, Peronosporomycetes, Peronosporales, Peronosporaceae. Gene Ontology annotation, cellular component: membrane. Gene Ontology annotation, molecular function: ABC-type transporter activity; ATP binding; ATP hydrolysis activity. The transcript has a single exon. The record is from RefSeq and is a predicted model, not a curated record. The coding region runs from base 317 to 4609 and encodes 1430 amino acids. Gene Ontology annotation, biological process: transmembrane transport.